Molecule: messenger RNA, 4242 nt
Organism: Penicillium macrosclerotiorum
Lineage: Eukaryota; Fungi; Ascomycota; Eurotiomycetes; Eurotiales; Aspergillaceae
Gene: fphA
Product: putative sensor histidine kinase/response regulator
Exons: 1
Coding region: 1-4242 (1413 amino acids)
Biological process (GO): phosphorelay signal transduction system; detection of visible light; regulation of DNA-templated transcription
Molecular function (GO): protein binding; phosphorelay sensor kinase activity
Source: RefSeq, a predicted model, not a curated record
AUGGCGUCACAGAGUCCUCGGAGCUCACGUCCCGGGACCGCCCGGAAACGGUCUGAAAGUGCGACCACACCAGGAAGACCUAUUUCCAUUGAGAUCGCCGACACUCGACCUGAGAACAGAGACCGGUCGCAGUCUGUCACGCACGACGAAGGACAGCAGCCCCUCGGCGCCGAGUCUUUCAGUCAAGAUCGAGUGUUCCCCAUCAGGUCCGUUGUCUCAGUUGAUCCGACAGCUACUCAGUCUGGAUCCUCGUUGAAUACAAGAGGUGCUUUCUCGCCAACCCGCGAAGGCGCUCGACAAUACUCGAUCAUCGAUGCACGCACCUGGAACAGUCUCCAAGCUCAGUCCCAACAACCUCCGCCCCCGCCCCUACAGCCGAACCUCGAGCCCACGAUCCCUACCGAUGUUCUUCGACACGAGACACACCUCGUCAACGAUGAGACUGAAUUAGCCACCCAUUCUAUGGCUUCUCGGGUCUUUCAACACCCGGAGGUAUAUGCCAAGGCGAAGAGUGAUAGCGAAUCAACAACAAGCGGUACCAUUCAGCCAACAUUAAACGCGCCACCUGGGUCCAGCGAAUCAUACGGCCAUGUCACCACACGCUUCAAACAUGUGACGACUGAGAAUGGCCAUGCGGUAAUCACUGGCAGGGACGGGGACUCUUUUCAGUAUUGUGAAGAUGAACCUAUUCGAAUCCCAGGGGCUAUCCAAAGCUUCGGUUUGAUGAUUGCAAUGCGCGAGGAGUCCCCUAAUCAACUGGUUGUCCGUGUGGUUAGCGAGAACUCCGAGGAAAUUACGGGUUAUUCCCCUAGGCAACUCUUUGAGUUGGAGAGCUUCUGUGACAUCCUGGAUGACGACCAAGGCGACAGUCUGUUGGAUCAUGUUGAUUUUGUCCGUGAUGAUGCCUAUGAUCCCAGCGUUGAUGGUCCUGAAGUCUUCUCUCUGUCCAUCCGAAGCCCCAAAGGAGAGAUUAAUCAUUUUUGGUGUGCGGUCCACGUCAGCCAAGCACAGAAGGAUUUGAUUAUCUGCGAACUGGAAUUUGAAGACGAUGAGAUCAACCCUUUGAAUGUGGGUGGCUCUGUAACGCCCGGCAGCCCGACCGAGACGUUAGGCGUGUUUCCUACACCUGAACAAUUUGCCGCUAGUACCGUUAAUAUUAGCCAGCCACUUCGAAUUCUUCGCAAUGCCCGACGGAGAAAGGGCAAAGCUGCCUCUAUGGAAGUAUUUAGCAUGCUUUCUCAGAUCCAGGAGCAAUUAGGCCGGGCAAAUGACCUCGAUACGUUGCUCAAUACCACGGCAGGGCUGGUUAAAGAACUGACGGGAUUUCACCGUGUUUUGAUCUACCAAUUCGACAGCAGUUGGAACGGUCUCGUCGUGGCGGAACUAGUGGAUCCUAGGAUUACUAUCGAUCUUUACAAGGGCCUUCACUUUCCAGCAGCUGAUAUCCCGGCGCAGGCCCGUGAGCUUUACAAGAUCAACAAGGUUCGGUUACUUUAUGACCGUGAUCAAGUGACCUCACGUCUCGUGUGUCGGACACUAGAAGAUCUUGAGACGCCACUAGACAUGACUCAUGCUUACCUUCGAGCCAUGUCGCCCAUCCACGUCAAGUAUCUUGCCAACAUGAAGGUCCGAUCGUCAAUGUCAAUCAGUAUCAACGCUUUCAACAACCUUUGGGGCCUUAUAUCUUGUCAUUCCUACGGGAAUAAUGGCAUGCGUGUUGCUUUUCCUAUUCGGAAGAUGUGCAGACUUCUCGGCGACACAGUUUCGCGAAAUAUUGAACGUCUGUCUUACGCGUCCCGACUACAAGCGCGGAAGUUGAUCAACACGGUCCCAACCGAGGCUAAUCCAUCCGGUUAUAUCGUUGCGUCAUCGGAUGAUUUGCUGCAGCUUUUUGAUGCGGACUAUGGUGUCCUCUCUAUCCGCGACGAAACGAAGAUUCUUGGUGACAACCAGAAUUCGCAAGAGGUCCUCGCACUCCUGGAAUUUAUUCGUAUGCGUCAGAUCAAUUCAGUCCUCGCAUCUCAUGAUAUUGUCAAAGACUUCCCGGAUUUGCACUAUCCCCCGGGUCUUAAGGCUAUCUCUGGGAUGCUAUAUGUUCCUCUGUCAACUGGGGGUAAUGACUGUAUUGUAUUCUUCCGAAAGGGCCAACUCACGGAGAUUAAAUGGGCCGGUAACCCCUAUGAGAUUUCAAAACGGAAAGAGACCGCAGGGUAUUUGGAGCCUCGCAACAGUUUUGAAGCCUGGCGAGAAACAGUACUAAGCCAGUCUCGAGAGUGGUCUGAGACAGAUGUCGAGACAGCAGCUGUACUCUGUCUUGUCUAUGGAAAAUUCAUCAAGGUGUGGCGUCAAAAGGAGGCUGCUAUGCAGAACUCUCAACUCACGCGACUACUGCUCGCCAACUCCGCUCAUGAAGUUCGGACUCCGCUGAACGCAAUUAUCAACUACCUGGAGAUAGCACUAGAGGGAGCUCUUGAUGCAGAAACCAGGGAGAGCCUGACAAAAUCUCACUCUGCCUCCAAAUCUCUGAUCUAUGUCAUCAAUGAUCUGCUUGAUCUAACAAACACGGAGAAGGGCCAAGAGUUGAUCAAGGACGAAUCCUUCAAUCUAAAGACAACUUUUGAGGAGGCAACUGGCAUGCUAGCUGGAGAAGCCAAGCGAAAAAAUAUUGCAUACAGCGUGACGGUACAUCCAGGAGUUCCAUCUAUGGUUCUAGGCGACCAACGACGCGUACGCCAAGUAUUCUCCAACUUGAUUUCAAAUGCCAUUCAAAACACGGUAUCUGGUGCAGUUACAGUGGAGAUGUGGCGAUCGGCAAAUCAAUCUUUGCCUGGUCAUAUCGCAAUUGAGACUAUGAUUGUCGAUACUGGAGCGGGCAUGUCCAGUUCCAAGUUGGAGGCGCUGUUUUAUGAACUUGAGCAAGUUUCGACUGAUGACAACUACUAUACGGAUCAAGAACAAAAACAAGAUGAUCAACCUGGAGAAAGGCGUGUCCUUGGUCUUGGUCUUGCUUUGGUCGCACGAAUCAUUAAUAAUAUGCAGGGUCAGCUUGGUGUCAAGUCUGAAGAAGGUAAAGGCAGCCGAUUUAAGGUCCUGUUACAAUUCAAGCUUCCAGAGGGAGCUUCCGCAGCGACCCCGUCUGAAACUGGUGUAGAGCAGAUGAUAGUGCCUCCCACACCGAUGAAUUUCGACAAGGAGUUCACCCUGGUUGGGGCAGGAACUCUCGACAAUCGAGAUGACCGACGUCGCAGUUCUGAAAGCCUACGCAGCGGGGGCAGCUCUCGCAGUGGAAAGAGUCAGGCCGAUAGACUCAUCAGUGCCAUGCAGGAACCUCCUCUCGUCAAGCGUUCCGGGAGUCAAAGCUCUGAUAUGUGGCAGCUCAGGCAGUCUACCAGCCCCGCGAGCGGAACCAAUCUGUCAGCUUCUAUGGGUUCUCCGCCUGCCAGUCUCAAACGCCUCUCGACUACGCAAGAUAACCUUGCCACUUUGUCAACAGUCACGCAUACACCACCGCUCACUCUCCAGCCUUUCAACACCCCGCCUGCCCCAGGCACGGAGAACAUCACCGACUCUGGCAUGCCAAUGGGACCCCUCCGCAUCUCCGAGCGGCAUUUGAAGCACCGGGCACAGCAGCAGGCGGAUGAUCAGUCUUACUUUCCUAGAAUCCCUCUUCCAGAAAGAGAAAUAUCGGUCGCUACUUCGACUACCGGUGCUACUUCCACAAAUCCUACCUCACUGUAUCCGGAGAAUCGCCAGUUGCUACAUGUACUCGUCGCUGAGGAUGAUCCCGUGAAUAGUAAGAUCGUUCACAAACGCCUGACUAAGCUUGGGCAUACGGUCCAUCUUACUGGUAACGGCGAUGCAUGCGCCAAUGCCUUCAUCUCUGAGAGCAAGGCAUUGGAUGUUGUCUUGAUGGAUAUUCAAAUGCCCAUUGCAGAUGGAAUGACCGCUACCAAGAUGAUCCGCGAUCAUGAAGCCAAGGCAGGCUCUGCUUGCCUUUCGGAAAAGGCCAAGCUCAACCAUCGAAUUCCGAUAUUCGCGGUUUCGGCGUCUCUGCUCGAGUCAGAGAAGCAAAAUUAUGUCGACAUUGGAUUUGAUGGUUGGGUCAUGAAACCGAUUAACUUCGCGCGACUGAACGACCUGCUGAAUGGCAUAACCGAUCCCAAAGCUCGGAAAGAUGCUACAUAUAAGCCCGGUCAAUGGGAAAACGGUGGAUGGUUUGAACCUUCGGAUCCAGGCCCGUAA